Vicia villosa (hairy vetch) is the source of this 525-nucleotide messenger RNA. RefSeq lists its product as uncharacterized. The coding region runs from base 1 to 525 and encodes 174 amino acids. Lineage: Eukaryota; Viridiplantae; Streptophyta; Magnoliopsida; Fabales; Fabaceae. The record is from RefSeq and is a predicted model, not a curated record. The transcript is spliced from 2 exons.
AUGGCGGUUUCAGCGGAGGAGGUGAGGGAGGCGUUUGUCGAUAAUUUUGGUAAGAAAUUUGUAGAAGUAGAUGAGAGGAGACCUUGUUUGGAAGGAAUUCAAGUUAAUAGAAUUAAAGGGGAGGAUAUGGUAGACAUUAAAAAACCUUUUAAGGAAAGUGAGAUUAGGGAAUUUAUUUGGAGUUGUGGGGAAGAUAAAAGUCCAGGGCCGGAUGGAUAUACUUUUCUCUUUAUUAAGAAGUGUUGGGAUAUUAUUAAAGAGGAUUUUGUGAAUUUUUUUGAGACUUUUUUACUCCGAUCCAUUUGCUUGGUGGGUUGUAUGUAUAAGGCGGUUGCCAAACUCUUGGCGGGGAGAUUAAAAGGAGUGUUAGAUUCGAUUGUUUCUCCGUGUCAAAGUGCUUUUUUGCCUGGAAGACAAUCAUUGGAUGGAUUUUUAGUGGAUAACGAAGUGGUGGAUUAUGCUAGAAAGGAGGGAAAAAUUGUUUGCUUUUCAAGGUUGAAUUUGAGAAGGCCUAUGAUAGAGUGA